Antechinus flavipes (yellow-footed antechinus) is the source of this 1277-nucleotide messenger RNA. It is a transcript of the gene C3H3orf85, whose product is annotated as chromosome 3 C3orf85 homolog. The transcript has 5 exons. Bases 60 to 479 code for a protein of 139 amino acids. NCBI's taxonomy places the organism in Eukaryota, Metazoa, Chordata, Mammalia, Dasyuromorphia, Dasyuridae. The record is from RefSeq and is a predicted model, not a curated record.
GGCCCUCUCUUUAGCCUCUCUCAGCAUACAGCAUUCCCAGAUAUGCAGCUAUACAGUGAAUGAUUAAUAAAACCGAAGACUAUAUGGUAUACUCUCCACUCUGUGUUCAAUUCAAAAAAAUUUAUGUGAUCAUGGCACAUAAGAUGAUUGAAGUGGCCCUGUGCACAACCCUACUCAUAGGUGUGAUGGGAGCUCCAUUUUUGUCUGAUGAUUCAGCAAAUCAAUUAUUACGACUUAAAAGACAAAUAUAUUCACAGGAUUACUGGGACCCAAAUCACAGUCAGAAUGCAGGGGGAUAUACUCUGGCUGAACAGGCCAGUGAAUCAUGGACUGCUUUGAGAACAACAGCCCAGUAUUACAUGGACCUGGGAUCUUUUGUCUUUGAUCCAUCAACUGCCCAGGACCACAUGAAGUCUUACAUGGAUAUGUUACAACAGUCUGGAGCUCAUCUUCAGCAGGAAGUGAACAAACAGAACUGAGGAUCUGGAAGAAAUACCAACCAUGACAAGAUCCACUGCUUUUCAGAUAUCAUACCAUCAGCUACUUACUAUUUCUAUAUUUCACAUUCCAUCCCUUAGAUGAGUCUUAAAUGAUGAAUUUUGAGAAAGUGCAUAAUGUGUUAUAUUUUAUAUUGUUAGCCAUCUAUGGCUGUAAAAACAUGUGAAGAAGAGAUCAUAAGAUCUUAGAUUUGAGCUGGAAUGGACUUCAGAAGUCAUCAAAUCCAACCUAACUCAUUUAAACUGAAGUACAGGAAAGUUGAAUGACUUGCUUAGGAUCACACAAUUAGUAUGUGGAUGAGAUAAAAUUUGAACCCAGGUCUUUUUGACUGUAGUUCCUUUAUUUUAUCCACCAUCUUUCAUAAGAGUUAUGGGAAAUAUGGGCAGAGGAAUAAGAGAAGGUUUCAUCUAAGCAAUAGCAUCUGAGUUGGCCCUUAGAAGAAUUCCAACAGGUAGAUAUGAGGGACAGAGGGAGAGAAGUCCAUUUCAAGUAUGGGAAAUAGGAUAAUUAAAAUUAAUAUUAAUACUAUAAAAUCUUUUUCUUCAUAAGCUGAUAGUAACUUGGAAGAGACCAAUUUUAGGAUAAUAUAGCUUGUAGAAUUAUGCUCCAGUAAUAUAUUCCUUUUUUCAUUCAUUCUACUAUAUAGCAAAGAGUAGACAGUCUAUUAAAAGACAUACUGUGAAAUUAUAAGGCUGAUUUUUUUUGCUUGGUUUUACUCAAGCAUCUUACUUAUCAUACUGUGAUUCAAUAAAUAAUAAAUUUCGUAUCUAUUAAAGAAA